This is a messenger RNA of Cryptomeria japonica (Japanese cedar), 1065 nucleotides long. RefSeq names its product purine permease 3-like. The record is from RefSeq and is a predicted model, not a curated record. Gene Ontology annotation, cellular component: membrane. Lineage: Eukaryota; Viridiplantae; Streptophyta; Pinopsida; Cupressales; Cupressaceae. The coding region runs from base 1 to 1065 and encodes 354 amino acids. The transcript has 2 exons. Gene Ontology annotation, molecular function: purine nucleoside transmembrane transporter activity.
AUGGAUCUCAAGGAAAGCCAGAGAAAGAAAAAGAGCUUGAUGGAGUGGACGCUAGUGUUGUUGAAUUGCUUGGCCUUAUGUAUUGGCACCACUGCAGGGCCAUUGUCACUCAGGUUUUACUUCAUCCAUGGGGGGUCUAGUAGAUGCCUGUGUUCCUGGCUAGAAACUGCAGGGUGGCCCAUUCUUAUUCUGCCUCUCUGCAUAAUAUACAGAAGGCAGCCAGAUGUUCAACAUGUUACCCUCCACCAAUGCCUUGCUUGCUGUGCUAUUGGGCUCAUCACAGGGGUGGAUGAUUAUAUGGAUGCUUGGGGAGUGUCAUAUCUGCCUCUCUCUACAUACUCCUUGUUGAAUGCCACUCAGCUUGCCUUCAAUUCAAUCUUUGCAUUUCUCUUGGUACCUGGGCUCUAUGGAUUAGUCCUUCCCAUCAUUGAACUUGUGUACAAGAGAAGCAAGUGCAGAGUAAUAUAUACUCUGGUUAUGGAGAUGCAGCUCAUAAUGUCAUUUUCUGCAACUGUGUUGUGCACAAUUGGUAUGGUAGUGAACAAGGAUUUCGAGACCGUUGCAAGUGAGGCGAGGGCAUCUGAUAUUGGGGAAGCUAAGUUCUACAUUGCUUUAGUAUGGAAUGCAAUCUCAUGGCAGCUCUUCUUCAUUGGGGUGUUUGGUGUGAUCUUUCUAAUUUCUUCUCUGCUAAGUGGUAUCAUCAAAACUGUGUUUAUUCCAGGGACGCAAGUGUUGGCAGUUAUUAUAUAUCAUGAGAAUUUCAGCGGGGAGAAGGGCGUUGCUCUGAUACUGGCCUUAUGGGGUUUUGCCUCAUAUUUAUGUGGAGAGUAUUUGAAAUCCAAACAGCCGGCCAAUGUCACAGAGACUAUUUGCCAUCACUGUGAAUUGUCAGGAACCAAGGAAGAAAAAUCUGAGGUGGCGGUUAAAGAGAAAAACUAUUUGAAAUCCAAACAGCCGGCCAAUGUCACAGAGACUAUUUGCGAUCACUGUGAAUUGUCAGGAACCAAGGAAGAAAAAUCUGAGGUGGCGGUUAAAGAGAAAAACUCUAAUGUUGUAAUUCCAUAA